Messenger RNA from Saccoglossus kowalevskii, 1592 nucleotides. RefSeq lists its product as uncharacterized. Gene Ontology annotation, biological process: ERAD pathway. NCBI's taxonomy places the organism in Eukaryota, Metazoa, Hemichordata, Enteropneusta, Harrimaniidae. Gene Ontology annotation, cellular component: endoplasmic reticulum. The record is from RefSeq and is a predicted model, not a curated record. Gene Ontology annotation, molecular function: misfolded protein binding; protein-folding chaperone binding.
CUACGUGGAGUGUUAGUUGGUAUUCACCGGAAAUGUUUCCCUGGCUUCUUUAACCAUGUAGCUCCUUGUGGUUGUUCUGUGUGUACCAACUGUAUUUUGGACAGUCCGGGAUGGGGAGAACUGGUCUGUAUGAGACGCUCGGACUUCAGAAAGCCGCGUCAGCAGGCGAAAUUAAAAAGGCCUAUCACAAAUUGGCAAAACAGUAUCAUCCGGAUAAAAACAAAGCGGCGAACGCGGAAGAGAAAUUUAAAGAAAUUGUGACUUCUUACGAAAUUCUGAAAGAUCCCGAGAAAAGGAGAGUGUAUGAUCUGCAACAAGAUACAGCUAGGCUUGUCAGAGAAAACGCACAAAAACAGGAGACAAAAAACAAAAGUACACCACGGGAAACGUAUAAACCAUAUACGUCAUUCAAAUCGGAGUUUAAAUGGUCAUCCAGUCAUACCACCGGGAACGGUAGUACAACUAGUGGCAGUGGGAACCAGGACAAUAACACUCGCACGUCGUUCCCCUCCGAAGAAGCAUCACAGAAAGGGAAACCCUCGCAGUCAAAAUCAAAAUCUAAAGCGAAAAAUGCACAGUUUGGGACUAAUGGAAAAUCACGAAACGGGAAAAAGAAACCGUGGCAGGGACCAAUGGACUCGGACGACUUUGGUUUUGACAUUCCAGGUCCAGGACCAAAACCGAGUUUUUCAUUUAGAUUUUUCUAUGAUGACCCGUUUUCACCAUUCAGAGAAUUUUUUGAACGGCACGGUUUCCCCUGGGACGACGAACCGGGUGAUUCGCUGAACGGUCGUAGAUAUAAAGAUCCAUUUGAUGAUAUGUUCUCUUGGAAUCCACAAAGCAGACAGCGAAGACAAUCACAGAAACCAGCUGAUGGACCAUUUGAUUUCUUUGAUAUUAAUGACCCAUUUCCACCUUUGAAUUGUGCAUUCUGUGGACACUUAUUUGAACUUUCUAACCUUAGAGCUCAUGAAGAAACCUGUAGAAGGCUUCAUACUAAACCAGAUCAGACAUUUGAUACUGGUGAUAGGUUCAGUAGUAUGUCUUUUUCUGAUGACACUCCAAGGGAUACCUCAAAUUGGAGAGAAAGACAUGAAGACACUCUAAGGAAAAUCAGACAGUCCAAAAAAGCUUCAAGGAGUGGUAGUAUGGACUCAUUUGAUUCAAUAGUCACAGAAUGUGAAAACUGUGGUCUGCAUUUCAGUCAUGAUGCUUACAAAAAGCAUGAACGCUUCUGUGUUCAGAAACAUGGAAAGAGCAAAGGUUCGAGUCAGUCUUUUCCAGAUUCUGGAUUUCCUAACUCAGGUAAUUGUGAUGAGGAAGAUGAGUAUGUAUAUCACCCACCGCCUUCCAAUGUUACAAAUGAUGCACCUUUUCCAUCACCUAGACAGUACAAAGGAUUCACUGGAAGACAGAGGCCCAAACCAGCGGAGAAUCCAGGUGUAAGGUUUCCACCUAUGACAAAGAAUGGUAAAGCAACACAUCUAACAACUACUUGUCAGUACUGCGGUACAGAUUAUGCAAAAUCUACAGCUAAGUUCUGUGGAGAGUGUGGAGCUAAGAGAUCAUCGGGAACAAACAUUCGCUUUUGA